This is a messenger RNA of Populus euphratica (Euphrates poplar), 1319 nucleotides long. RefSeq names its product (S)-ureidoglycine aminohydrolase-like. Gene Ontology annotation, molecular function: ureidoglycine aminohydrolase activity. The record is from RefSeq and is a predicted model, not a curated record. The coding region runs from base 361 to 966 and encodes 201 amino acids. The transcript has 12 exons. NCBI's taxonomy places the organism in Eukaryota, Viridiplantae, Streptophyta, Magnoliopsida, Malpighiales, Salicaceae.
CGACCCCACUCCACCACCAUCCGCAGGCUCAGACUGAACCUACUGAACUAGCACGCUCGCUCAUCUAACAGCCAAAAACCAAAAUACCAUGCAAACUCCAACGCUACCGUCUCUCCUCCUCCUCCUUCUCUGUCUAUCUUCAAUUACAGCUGCUUUGAGUGACCAUGGGGGAUUCUGCUCUGCUCCUCCUUCACCUUUUGAAACCGAAACGGCCUCCUCCAAACCACUCUAUUGGAGAGUUUCUAAUCCAACACUCUCUCCUUCUCACCUUCAAGACUUGCCAGGUUUCACACGCAGUGUUUAUGAAAGAGACCACGCAUUAAUAACACCAGAAAGUCAUGUAUUCAGUCCUUUACCAGAAUGGACAAAUACAUUGGGGGCAUAUCUAAUUACGCCAGCUAUGGGUUCCCACUUUGUGAUGUACCUCACAAAAUGCAAGAAAAUUCAAGGUCUGGGCUCCCUCCAAAUGAUGUGGAGAGGUUCAUGUUCGUGGUUCAGGGUUCUGCAACUCUGAGUAAUGCAUCUGGUGCCCACCACCAAAUGACACUGGAUUCAUACACUUAUCUACCACCAAAUUUUGAACAUUCUCUGGGGUGUGGUGCAUCUGCUACUCUUGCUGUCUUUGAACGCAGGUAUGAUUCUCUAGAAAAUCAUUUCACUGAGCAAAUUGUUGGUUCAACAGACCAGCAGCCACUUCUUGAAACUCCAGGUGAGGUUUUUGAACUUAGAAAGCUUCUACCUCCAUCAUUGCCAUAUGACUUCAAUAUCCAUAUAAUGGAUUUCCAACCUGGAGAAUUCCUUAAUGUGAAGGAGGUGCAUUACAAUCCGCAUGGUUUGCUGCUAUUAGAGGGACAAGGUAUUUAUCGAUUGGGUAAUAGCUGGUAUCCAGUUCAAUCUGGUGAUGCCAUUUGGAUGGCCCGUUUUGUGCCCCAAUGGUACACUGCACCUGUACAAAGAUGUGAAUAGGAACCAUUGUAACCAGACGCCGCAAAAGUUGUCCCCUGGCUUCAUUGAGCUGAUCCUAGCGGGGAUAGAUCAAUUUCUGAAGCAAAGAUCAAGCUUCUAGGCUGCAAACAUUAUUUAGCUGAAUGGUAGUCAUCCUUGUGUUGCUUAAGGAUUCGUGAUGGAGGGAAUCGAUCUUGCAGUGCUUAUUUGGUAAAAAAAGCCUGUUCUGUUCAGAAAAUAAUUUUUUUCGGUGUAAAUUCCUCUGUCCUUUAUAAGCCCAUAUAAUUAUUGGAUAGAUUGAUGAUAAACAAUUGAAGAUGAUAUUGGAACUCAGAUUCCUCAGUUUGAAAAGUUAGAAAAAGAAAAAGAAAAAA